Molecule: messenger RNA, 2217 nt
Organism: Saprolegnia parasitica CBS 223.65
Lineage: Eukaryota; Oomycota; Saprolegniomycetes; Saprolegniales; Saprolegniaceae
Exons: 1
Coding region: 1-2217 (738 amino acids)
Molecular function (GO): protein binding
Source: RefSeq, a predicted model, not a curated record
AUGAUUCGCGUCGUUGAUUGGCGGAUUGCCGCUGAACUCAUCCGGAUACUGCGUUUUGAGUGGCAUCGUCACGCCACCAACUUUGGUCCGAGUGCUUCCGCUGGCUUCAUGGUCACGUCGCCCCCGCGCCCGCUCGGCGUCUCGCUGCGCUACUUCCACCACCUCAUCGACACUUGCGGCGGCCGGAAUAAUCUCCACGGUCGCACCACCGCCCAGGUCUGCUUCGACCACAUCGUGCCACUGACCAAGUCCACCGAGCUCUCGCUCGUCGACCAUCUCACGACCGACGUCUCGACGCGCCAUUUUGUGUCGGAGGCCAAUUGGUACGUCUCCCAUGCGUGGAGCUACCUCUUCUUGGAGACCGUCGACAGCCUCGAGACCUUCUUCGCCGACCAAGGCAUGACCGACGAAGCGGUCAUUUGGUUUUGUGUCUUCAACAACAACCAGCACCUCGCGCACUCGUACCCGUUCGAGUACUGGUCGACGACGUUCAAGUCGCAGCUCGCUGCGAUCGGCAAUGUCGUCAUGAUCAUGCACCCAUGGAACGACCCGAUCGUCUUGCGUCGAAGCUGGUGCGUCUUUGAGGUGUACGUCGCUGUGACGAUGCAGGCACGGUUCGAAAUGGCGAUGGCCCCCGGUCAACUAGACCUUCUCAUCCAAGAUAUGCUUCGCCCAACGGCGCUCAAGGAUAUGCUGGGGACGAUCAAGAGCGAGGCGUCCGAGACAACCGUGGCAAGCGACCGCGACGGCAUCUUUGAGCUCAUCCGCACCGAGACGUCGUUUAGAGCCGUCGAUCGACUUGUCUUUUCAACGAUCACCGACUGGAUGAAGCGGGCACUGAUGGCGCAGAUCGCGUCUUCCCGUCUCUCGCCGAUGGAGAAAGCGCACCGGUACGUGUGUCUGGCCAACAUUUACGCAACCGAGUGGGCGUGGGCCGACGUCAUCACGGCGGCAACUGACGCUUGCACGCUCUUGGCGUCGCCGACGGACGGCAACCGUAUCAGCGCCAAGCUCCAUGUGGGCGUUGCGCGCGCAAAGCGAGGCGAUCCAGAGACGACGUGGCGACCGCUCUUUCAAGAGCUUUUGGCCAUGGACGGCCUCGAUCCAAUGACCGUUUGCAGCGUUCGCAACGCGUUCGCGGACGCCCUGCACAGCCUCAAGCGGGACGCUGAGAUUCGCGACCUCUGUCGCAAGACGUACGACCUUGCACAGGUGCACUUUGGCCCUGCGCACCAGGUGACGAUAUCCGCCAUGUCCAAGCUGGGCGGCGCCAGCUACGGCCUCGGCGACUUUGACGACGCUGCGGUCUGGUUUCGCCAGUGCGUGGACGCGCGGCUGGCGCUCCUCGGACCCGACCACGCCGACACGCUCAACUCGCGCGGCUUCUUGGCGACGAUCUACAACGUCCAAGGCAAGUUUCGCGCGUCCCGGGCUAUCUUUUCCGAGAACCUCGCGGCCUUGGAGCGUACGCAUGGCGCGCUGCAUGCACACACGAUCAUUGCGCUUGGCAACAUGGCGCACGAUGACGUCGCCCUCGGUCGCUGGAAGCGGGCCCAAGCUACCCUGCUCGUCGCCGCCUCGCGGUCCCAGCGACAGCCACUGCCGCCAGCAUACGCCUUUUUCCUCUUGUAUGUCUCUGCGCUCCUCUACUGGUCGAGUGGCAGCUACGUCCGCACCAAGUACUACCUCGAGGCCGCGCUGGCCUUGUGUCAAGAAGCGUUGCCAGCUGGUGACCCGCUCACGACCAACGCGGUGACACUGCUCUACCGGUUCCUUUUGGACCCGACAUUUGGAGCCUAUAACCCAAGAGACGAGAAGGCAUGGACACGCGUCGUCGCCUUCUUCAAUGACAACGAGCUCGCGUCCGAAGCGUGGCCAGAAGAGGUCUGCCGAGCGUGUUGCCGACAGCUAACCGGUCGCAUCUACGAGUGUGCUGCUUGUGUCCCGGACCUCUUUCGGUAUUGCUCCAACUGCUUUGCCUACGCCAAGUUCCUAGCGUUCUGCGACCAUGACACUGACGUCUUUCUCAGCCACGUGCCGCCGCGCCGGUACCUUAUGGAGCAAGAUAUGCUGCAGAGUACAUCGGUGGCGGCGGCGACGAUGCUCUGGCCAGCAUACGCCGCCUACUGCGCCAAGAACAGCGUACCGGAUGACGAGCAAGCACGCUUUGCGAGCUUCGAGCCCAUCGACACGCGGCCAUGGCACCCGAUGCUCUAG